Messenger RNA from Lycium ferocissimum, 480 nucleotides. RefSeq lists its product as uncharacterized. The transcript is spliced from 2 exons. The coding region runs from base 1 to 480 and encodes 159 amino acids. The record is from RefSeq and is a predicted model, not a curated record. Gene Ontology annotation, biological process: DNA integration. Lineage: Eukaryota; Viridiplantae; Streptophyta; Magnoliopsida; Solanales; Solanaceae. Gene Ontology annotation, molecular function: nucleic acid binding.
AUGGAGAAAUAUGGCGUAAAACAUAGCGUGGCAACACCUUACCAUCCUCAGACAAGUGGGCUGGUUGAAGUAUCCAAUAGGGAGAUCAAGAGUAUUCUAGCAAAAACUGUAAAUGCAAAUGGGGCGAUUAGGCCCGCAAGCUCGAUGAUGUCACAUGGGCAUGCAGUUGCUUUCAAAACUCCGUUCGGGACUUCACCUUUUCAAGCUUGUGUUCGGAAAAGCUUGUCACUUCUGGUUGGAAUCUUGAGCACAAGGCUAUCAAGCUUAAAUCAAGGUGGUACCGGUCCGUUUGAGGUGGUAGGUGUUUCACCCCAUGGAGCGAUUGAGUUAAAGUCGGGAGAUGGAACUCGGAUGUUUAAGGUGAAUGGGCAGAGAUUGAAGUACUAUCACGGGAUGGUUUCAAAGGAUAGGAUUGUUGAUCGAUACAGGUUGAAGCACCUCAGAAUGAACGAUGAUCUGGUGCAUGCUGAUAAGGAGUGA